AAAUGUAUUCUUCUUGUUAAUGGUUGCAGUUCAAUCAGGGGCGUAACUUUUUCAUAAGAUUUGAUGUUUAGGAAAUGGACAUUUAUUGUAUCUGUGUGGUGUUUUAUGGUACUCUUCAUGAGAGAGAGAAAUCUUUCAUAGCCGUUUUGAGAUCAUUGAGCCGUCUGCUUAACAAAUUGAGAACACUGUGCACACAGAAGAGCUACAAAAAUAUUUUCUUGGAAAACUUAUUGGAUUGCUACUUCUGAAAUAGUAUAAACAGUCAGAAGCAAAGAUGUUUUUAAGUUGUGUACAUUUUUGAAUGCCAGAGAAAGAAAUUGUGUAUUUAUGAUUUUGCUCUCUCUGAUUGUAAAGAUCAAUCUCCACAGACUAUAUAUAGAUCGUAGCAACACCUUGUGUGUCAUUGGAGAGUUGGGCAAAAAUCUCUGUCAUCCUGAUCAGUCAGAGCUAGUAGACAGCAGAUGCUGCCUGUCCACAAUACUGUUACAAACUUAGGCACAAGUUCAGGAUUUCAGGAAGUUCAUAUUAAAUAAUGAAACAUAUGUUGUGGCUGUCAGUGUCUUAAACUCAUCAAUCUCUCUUGAGUGAUAAAAAAAGUGAUUAGAAAUUUAUACCUGGUGGUAGGGUGGAGACAGCAAUAUGGAAGAGACAAAGUCCGAUUCUAAUGAUGCCUCUCUUACGGAGGUGGAUACAGUGGAUAGUGAACUCCAUACUCCACAUAUCAAAAGGGUGCCGCAUCUCCACAAGCUAGAAAAGAAGCACAGCAGUGGAGACUUGCACAGUCGACUGAAGACCCGAAAACUCCUGGGAGUGGGCGAGACUGACGAUGGGGAUGUCCAUAGGUCAAAGUUGAGUCAGAUUUUGGGACACAGUGACCAGCUGUACAUCCGGCUUCCUCCUGGUCUACGAAUAUGGCAGAUCGCCAUGGCGAUCAUCAUGUCUGUUAUGGCGAUAUGGGCAUUCACAUUUCCCAGACACUUGUUCACGACAAUGUAUGCUGGAGAGUAUGAGAAUACGCUACCAAUCAGGCUGUAUGGAGUGUCCCUAGUAUGUAUAUCAUUAAUGUACUGGUACACAGUGAAUACAGUGGAUAAGGAUAUGAUUCGACUCCUACUACUCAGCAGCAUUCUCUUCUUCACACUUCAUACAAUAGUUUCAGCCCUCUGCCUUCCAUUUGUGACUACACUGUGUGCUUUUCCUCUACUUUUCCUGUGUGUUAGACUCGUCUGUAUAUGUGUUAGUGUCUACUUCUACUGGGUGUUCACCAAGGAUUGGAAACUCUCAAACAGAGAACAGUGGCGACUGUACAAGCAAAAGUGACAAUAUGGGCGGUAUUUCAGGGAAAUUGUAUCACCUGGCCAAUAUUGGUAGGAGGGGCUAGCACGCUGAUCAACUGUCUAUAUCACUGGGGGCUGGGAUACAAGCUCUGCAUUCCGGCCUUUCCAGGAAUUAUCUCCAAGAAAGAGAGCAACGAAAAGAAGUAGAUUGGUCUAAGCAGUAACUUGAAAUUCCAAAGAAAAUUCUGUAUUCAUUUGCUGAUUUGCAUAAUAUAUUUAUGAUCUGUUUAUCCAUUGUUGAUUGUAGGAAGGUAAUUAGCAGUUGUGAGCUCAAUUUCAUUUAAGCGCGGACAUUGAUCAGUAUGAACAUAUGAAAUUAACAUUUGUAUUUUAAGAAAAAGUUUUUGAAUUUAUGAAAUCUACUCACUAGAAGACUACUGGGUAAAUGUUUCAAGAGCAUCUCUUCUCUGUCGAGCUUCUCCUAAAUAUAUUUUGUCUUUGUCUAUCCAGACAAAAGUUGCUUCUAUAAAUUACAAUUUCGUAUACCGGUAGUCAUUCCAUCAUUUUGGAUCAUGUGUAGCUCAGUUAAUCUCACAGUGCUCUUUCACUAAGAAUCGUGUCGACAAUUCUUGGUUCUGUUAGGAUAGAACUGAACAAACAAACAAAAAAACAAACAAACAAAACUUGUUUAUGUGUGAAUAUGGCAUUUUGUAUUUUUGUGAAGAUUGUUGUCAUGUGUAUAGAUCAGCUGUACUCAGUCUGAAUAUAAACUCUUGUUAUAAAAUUAUAGUGGAUUAUUUUCCUAGUCAUAAACCCAAUUGUUGUGAUUUUUAAAAUGUGCUGAAAUUCGUACAUUUACAUCUACUAAAUGUUUUGUCUGUAAUAAAACAUUUGCUAUUUCAUUAUUUUCAUUUCUCAAUGAAGGCAUCCCAACUCUGAUGACAUUUUGACUUGAACAAAAAAUCUGUUUUCAUAUUUAAAAAGAUAUAUGUUUAUCUCAAAUUAUAGAUGAAAGGAAUUUAUAUAGUAUGCAAAUUAGCCAACACUGGCAUUUGAUUAUAGGACCUCAUAUAUUGUCCACAGUACAUGAAAAAUGACUUUCUCUAUCUCUGUAUUCACAGAUUUGGGAUAUGUCAAUUAUUUGUAUUAGCAUACAUACACAUAUUUGAAAUAUGUAAUGUAUCAACUUGAGUCUGGGCCUCUAACAAACCAGAUACAAUAAGGAAACUGCAUUGAAAAUUAGCAGAAAUUGACGUACAGAAUUGACUCAUAAAGAACGCCUGCCAUUAAAGAAGGCACUGCUCGCAGUUUUCCGACAUCCCCUUCUUUAAGCUGACAAUAAUGUAGAAUUUUCAAAACUAAAUGAAAAAAAAAGCUUCCUAUGUAUAGCAUGGUGAAAUUCCGAGGACUUGGUUUUACGGUCCAGUGAUUGAAGAUGGGGAUGAUGUCGGAGGAAUAUUGCACCACUGUGAAAUUUAUAAACGUGCAUGGUUUUAAUUUUAUUCUUUGGGUGGAAUGAAACUACGUUUCGAGUUUUUGAAGCCAAUCUUGAAAGAUACAUCUGUUUUUAUUACUUGUUGCCUUACUCUCAUGGAAAUGUAUGUAUUUUUAGAAUAACAAUGAAUGGAAAUUGUUUUAGUAAUUAUUAGAAAUUAAAAUGAUAUAGCCAAAUUUAUUAGACUACAGAACCAAAGUGUAUGUUCAUUAUAUUUUGUGUAUAUGUUUAAAAUUUAUGUAAAUUAUUUUACUAUAUUUGUGAUAUACCUAUGUAAUUAAAGUCAAUUUUUUGGUA
Ostrea edulis (European flat oyster) is the source of this 3069-nucleotide messenger RNA. Its product is annotated as tumor protein p53-inducible protein 11-like. The coding region runs from base 640 to 1320 and encodes 226 amino acids. Lineage: Eukaryota; Metazoa; Mollusca; Bivalvia; Ostreida; Ostreidae. The transcript is spliced from 7 exons. The record is from RefSeq and is a predicted model, not a curated record.